AUGGCGCGUGAAGAGGGUUUCGACAAUAUUGGCCGCAUCCGUCGCUUCAAUGGCGCUGAAUAUCGUCUUCAGCGAAUCGGCGACCCUUCGAAUCUUCACAAGCUUCCCUCAAUUCCUGCCGGUUUCACCUCCAUCAAAUACCAUCCAACGUUUAAGCCAUACGGCUCAAAACGGCAGGCGAACCGCGAAUUCGGGCGGAUGAAGCUGGCCCUGCAAGAGGCAAUGGAUGAGGCAGAACGCGAGGAUAGUCUGGUGGAUUUCCCGAAGGAGAUGACCACCCUUCCCGAAUAUACAGAACAUAUCGUCGUGCCGGAAGUGUCGAUCCACGCCCAGCAUUCCAUCAAUAGCAUCAAGAAAAUCGUCCAAAAAAUUGUGGAGCAGGGACGAGCGACGAACGAUACGGACGAGGCGGAAGAUACGGACACGCCGCUCACCACCGAGGCGUAUUCCCUGAUGGCGAUCGACGUCACCAAGCGGCUGCAGCACAUUCUCACCAAGGCCAAGCAGUACACCCUACACGGACGUCGUAAUCGAUUGUCAGUGAAUGAUGUUUUGAUUGCUUGUAAGGAUAGUGGCCUUCAGAUGGGCCUCCGUCGUAAUGUGGGUGAUGCGCUGAAAGAUUUUGAUCGAGGCGCCAAGAUGCUCGAUAUAUCCAAUGUGCUGAACCAUCCACUGGCCCCUCUACCCGCCCCGCAAAAGAUCCACGUCCACUGGCUGGCCAUCGAUGGGGUCGUGCCCGACAUUCCCGAAAAUCGCCCACCACCCGGCCAAAAAGCUGCUACGUCGUCUCGGAAGCCUGAAAGCCCGCUUGAAGACUUGCUGCUCGAAGAACGGGAGGAGAGGAACAAGGAGCACCAACAACCCGCCGUACCGGAUGAGCUCGGCCUCAGCCACGUGAAUUCGGCUUGCAAUGCCUUCCGCAGCGCCCUCAAGUGUUGCCCGAAAAGCGAGCAGAUCGGCGUCACUUCGCGCAAGUCUUCCACCCUAUCCGUGGAGUACGAGAGCUACGUGUGCCGUCUAUUGGAGGGUUGCGUAGGCACGGACGAGAUGGAGAGGAAGGCUGGAAUGGAAGCAAUUGGCACGGACACGAAUCUACAGCCCGCUGUCGCGCACAUUGUCGCAUUCAUUCACGAUGGGAUUCGAGUGAAUUUGGUGUUGAACUUCGUGGAGUUGCUGUACACGCUGAUCUCGAUGAUUCGACAGUUGGUGCACAAUCACAGCAUCGAUCUAUUGCCCCAGCUUCACAAACUACUCCCGUCAACAAUCUCGUGCUGUCUCUACAGUCAUGCGGGCAAUGGAAAGGAUGAUGAUGAUUGGAUGUUGUUGAGGGAAUAUUCUGCAGCUACUCUCGCCCUCAUUGUCCAGAAAUAUUCCCCAAUGCUGCCGUCAAUUCGUGUGCGUCCAAUUGCCGUUCUCGUCAAACAUUUCAACGACACCUCAGCCAGUCUCUCUACUCUCUAUGGGGCCCUUCUGGCUAUUUUGGGAUGUGUCGAGACGGAUGAACAGCUCUCCCCGAUCCGCGAUCGUUUCUUUGCCCUGAUGGAUGAAUGCGAGCAGAUGGGCCCCGAUCAUCAGCGAUACAACGACGCAGCCCAUCUCCUCCCAGCCCUUAUUACUGCGAAGAAGCGUUUCGUCGACCCAUUCGACGCGCAGGUGGAGGAGGACAUCGAGCUCGAGCCGGUCGCCUCGCAAAUUGUCGAA
Messenger RNA from Mesorhabditis spiculigera, 1701 nucleotides. NCBI's taxonomy places the organism in Eukaryota, Metazoa, Nematoda, Chromadorea, Rhabditida, Rhabditidae. The record is from the annotation of a GenBank genome assembly.